AUUGAUUCCUGAAGGUUUGUGUUAGAGGAGGUUUGGAGUUAGGGUUAGGAUUAGGAUAUACACAGGCAACCUUGAAAGAUUGCAGCGAGAGGGGAAAGGGCGUGGGUGAAGUUCGGGUGAGGAUUCUGGAGUGGAUUGUGGAGUGGGAGAUGAGUGAAGGGUUUGGAGAGAUUGGGUGGAGGGAAGAAUUCGAUGGAUCAUGUGUUUGCAGGGAUUCGGACGGAGCUCGCCUCCAACGAUGGGGUGCGGCAAGCGAACGCGCUACUGCUGGCGCUGCAGCAAGCGGCGUCAGGGAAAGACAUCUCCUCUAUUGCGAGCUCCGCUUGCGAUGAGGUAAUUGCUAGCCCCGCAAGUGCGGUGUGUAAGAAGCUGGCCUUCGACUUAGUCAGGUGCACGCGCCUGACCGCAGAGCAGUGGGAGGUCGUGUGUCGCGGCAUUCUUAAUGAUUUCGAUUUUCCGGACUCGGACGUCACAGCCGCGGCAGUUUCCUUCAUAUCCGCAAUUCCAUCUUGGCGACUUGGGAAUUUUAUCAUCGAUUGCAGCGACAAGAUUUCUAAUUGCAUUUUAAGCGACAACCCGAAUUUGAGGUAUGCGAUAAUCGAGACGCUCGGGUGCUUGCUUGCUCGGGACGAUCUUGUCAACCUCUGCGUGUCGAGCGCCCCAUUGCUGGAGAAAGUGUCAUUAUGGUGGCGGCAGCUCGGUGAAACCAUGCUCCAUCCCUACGACGCCGUGGCGAGGAUUGCAUACGAAGGCGUCGGGCGCCUCUUCCUGGAGUUUAGUACUAAGAGGAUGAGCAGGCUAGCGGGUGACAAGCUUGUGCCCACGGAAGAUGCCGUUGCCAUUCGCUCCGGCUGGGUUGCGGCCAUGUGCAGAUUUGUGUGGGAAAAGGCCGAUUUGCUGAGGGCCCGUGCCAAGGUUUUAACACUCGAGAGCUUUCGAUCGUCUGUUUACCCGCUUGUUUUCUCAGCUAAGGCCGUGGCUACCGGAAUGGUAGAGGAAAUGGAGAUGCUGUCGGGGAAUCAUGUGAGGUCUCGAAGGGCAGUAAUGCAGAGAGACAAUGCCGAGAACAUUCUUGGAAUUUCGGACGUGGUUUCCCACCUUAUGCCUUACUUAUUUGUACUUGACCCAGCUUUAGUUUAUGAGGUUAGUGUGAACCUCCUUUCCUUGGCAGAUGUGCCAGGAGGAAAGCCUGAGUGGGCAUCGGCACCAAUCACUGCACUACUCACGCUAUGGGAUCGACAGGAGUUUAAUGCAGGGCGAGAGAGCAUCGUUCGUGCAGUCGUGAAAAAUCUUCAACUCUUGGACCUUCACUUGCAGGUGUCACUUUUCAAACGUCUUCUUCUAAUGGUAAGGAAUCUAAGAGUUGAAGCGGAUCGCAUGCAUGCUCUCGCCUGUAUCUGCCGAACUGCACUGUGUGUGGACCUUUUUGCGAAGGGAAGCGUUAGAAGUGGUCAAAAACCGUUACAGAACACGAAUAUAGCUUCACUAUUUGAGGAGUCAAAAAUAAGGGAGGAAAUGACAAGCAUCUCUCUUGAAACCUCCAUAAAUAAGGGAGGAAAUGAGCGAGGAUCAGAGCGAAGGAUCCAGAGUGAAGGUCUUUUUCGAGAAGAAUUGGUUGCCUGUCUAGUUGAGAGCUGUUUCCAGCUGUCUGUCCCUCUGCCGCGCUUAAAAUCUCAGGAUACUGAGAGCCGUGUUAUAGGAGCCGUAACUUAUGGUACGGGGUCUGGAGCUAUGAACUGGACCCAAUCAGCUCUGGAAGUAGUGGAGGUUUGCAGGCCUUGCGUCAAGUGGGAUUGCCAAGGUCGCACUUAUGCCAUGGACUGCUAUUUGAAGCUGCUAGUGCGGUUAUGUCAUAUCUAUGACACGGUUGGGGGUGUGAAGAAAGCUAAGGAUGGUGCAUCCCCUGAGCAAAUUUUGGCAGAAAAACGAUUGCAGGCUCUUCAACGGGAACUUGUUAAAGAUCUCAAUGCGGUUGCUACUUCAAGGUUGCGAGCCCGUGUCAUAUGGGCCUUGGCGGAGCACUUUGAUCUUGAGGGUCUAGAUCCGUUGCUGGCUGAUGAUCCUGAGGAUCCUUUGAAUGUUAUCAUUGAUCACAUACACAAGGUCCUCUUCAAUCACGACUCUACGGCAACUUCGACCAAUAGGUUACAGGAUGCACAGGCUCUGUUACUUUGUGCUGAACAUUUAGGCGCAAGGAAUUUGCGAGCUGGGCAGCUCCUGACAAGAGAACUUGAAGAAUUCAGGAAUAGUACUCUAGCCGACUCUGUGCUCAAGCACCAGUGCCGCCUAAUACUGCAGAAGUUCAAAUAUAUUGCUAAGCAUCAGGAUUCUAAGUGGGUAGGAAAUUCAGGUGCUACCGGCGAUUAUCCUUUCACACAUCAUAAGCUUUCAGCCCAGUACUUUGAUAACUCAGCAGCUCAGGACCGAAAGCUAGAAGAUCUUGUACACACUGCUGUUCAGGACCUUUGGCGACCUGCACGAAGUGAGCUUAGUUUAGCGACCUCUGGAUUUUCGCACUUGAAGUCUCCACCAACACCCGUAACUUUAUCAGGCAGCAGUGAUCCCUGCUUCGUGGAGGCUUACCACCUGAUCGAUCCUCAUGAGAAACGACUUACUCUGCAUCUGAAGAUCGUCAAUAUGACAGAGCAAGAACUCAAGCGAGUUGAUGUACGGGUGGGUUUAAUUGGUGCCCUACGAUUUAUGGACGGUUCUCCCCAGGGUGUCCGGCAACUUCAAAUGCUCCACUCCCAGACACCAGUCUCAUGCAGUGUUACGGUUGGAAUUUCGCGGUUUGAGCGGUGCUCCCUGUCCGUACAGAUUCUCUAUUACCCAUUCUUUGGUGGGGUAGGAGUAGCCAAUGGAGAAGAGGUAGAUGCCCCAGUAGAGGGAACUCAUGGUCGUCUACGUAAAACGGUUACGACUGAGUAUGGAGAACCAGUGGUGUUGCGGUGUGGAUCAUACUGGCUUCCUCUCAUAGAAAUUUUACUUCCGCAUGCUCUUUCACCUGUAGAGUUCUUCAGACUCUGGCCAAGUCUCCCAGCUAUAGCAGAAUUUACUGGGGGUUAUGUGUACGAGGGUGAAGGACGAAAAACAGCAACUGUGUCUGGAGGGUAUAUGGAACCUGCAGUUCUACCAAUUCUCACUGGGCUUAAAGCUUUGUCGUCUAAACCGUUCCAUAAAGUUUGUUCUCAUGUUCUGCGCACAGUGGCGGGAUUUCAGAUUUGUUAUGCAGCCAAGACUUGGUAUGGCGACUUGGUAGGUAUGAUGAUAUUUGGCGUGAGUGAAGUUAGUGGGGAUGUGGACCUUGGGGAAGAAACGAGGACGAUGGUUUGCAAAUUUGUGAUACGGUCAUCAUCUGGUACAUUAGUGGAUGAAAUCACCGCUGAUGUGCAGAGCUGGCUCGACGAUCUGACAGAUUGUGCUGUCAGAGUGGUUUCUGAUGCUGAAGUGCAGGCCGCAGCUCAAGAAAAACUGAAGAGAUUAAUUGAGCUCCUAGCAAUAAUUAGAGCCAAGCCUAAAGAGCCUGAGCCUGAACCUGAACCUGAAGAAGAAGACGAUAGCUUGCUACCAGGCCUCGAAACCAAACCAAAGAAGAGACCAUCCACUCUCGCUCCUCCCUCUCCUGAAGAGAUGGAGCACCGUGCAUUGCAAUCUGCUGUGCUUCAUGAAUGGCAGGUCUUCCGUCAGCAAGCCAUGUAAACUGGACUUCUCAUUUCUUUUCAAAGUAUCGUGAAUGAGCUGGUAGUUUAAUUGUAAAUUUAGGCCGUAUUAUCAAAAUUUAGAAAUUUGAGGAAGUGUUGCAGUGUUCAUAAUGUCCAUAUAUGGUUGCAAAGGUUUUGAAUAGGCAUGAAGAGCAGCCAUUAAGUUAGGAUUGUUUGAUGUUACCAUAAGAGUUUUGGCUUCUUACCUGAGGCAUACAAGUUCAAGCUUGGCAGGCAUGCCCAGUUUGAGAACUCGUCCAACUCAUGUAAAAAUGCAUGUCUACUUUAGGAAGGCCAACAUGCAAGUGAUUCGAUCAUUUUAGGGCGAAAGGUGAAGGGUUUCCACCUCAUCAAUUUACUUCUAAAUGCAGGAUUUAUCGAAGUAAUAAAGUCGUCUCUAGACCUGCGAUUGUAGAUUGUGAUAUCGUAGUAAUGGGAAAGCAUUAUCUUUUUGAAUAAAUGGUAGGUUGGAUACUUUAAUCGCGAGCUUCCUGCAUAGCAUGUUUCCCUUAACUAUUCAGGGUCCACCUAGAAUCUAUUGAAAUAAAGUUGAGAAUUUAGCAUA
Molecule: messenger RNA, 4266 nt
Organism: Physcomitrium patens
Lineage: Eukaryota; Viridiplantae; Streptophyta; Bryopsida; Funariales; Funariaceae
Product: protein TPLATE
Biological process (GO): endocytosis
Source: RefSeq, a predicted model, not a curated record